Molecule: messenger RNA, 573 nt
Organism: Zerene cesonia (dogface butterfly)
Lineage: Eukaryota; Metazoa; Arthropoda; Insecta; Lepidoptera; Pieridae
Product: reticulon-4-interacting protein 1, mitochondrial-like
Exons: 5
Coding region: 13-573 (186 amino acids)
Cellular component (GO): mitochondrion
Source: RefSeq, a predicted model, not a curated record
GGCAGACAACAGAUGACAGUAAAAAUAAUGUUAGAAAACCAAGUGAAGAGUGUGGCGGGCAGAAUGCGGGCGUGGCGCGUGCACGCAUACGGUGGGCUAGCCGAGCUGCGACUGGAUAAUACCCGCGUGCCAGCUCUGAGGAGCACCGACGAUGUACUCGUUAAAGUGCACGCUGCAUCGCUUAAUCCGCUCGAUGUCGCUAUGCUCGGCGGGUACGGGGCGCGCGUGCUGAACGCGCUGCGGCGCGCGGAGAGCGCGGCGGGCGCGGCGGAGCUGGGCGAGCUGCCGCUGGUGCCCGGGCGCGACUUCUGCGGGCGCGUGCUGCGCGCGGGGCCGGCCGCGCGCCUGCGCGUGGGCGAGCGCGUGUGGGGCGUGCUGCCGCCGCACCGCCCCGGCGCGCUCGCCGACUACGUGCUCGUCAAAGACCGCUGGGCGGGCAGGGCGCCGCAGGCUCUGGACGAGUGGCAGGCGGGGGGCGCGCUGUACGCGGCGCUGACGGCGUGCAGCGCGCUGCGGGCGGCGGGCGUGCGGGCGGGCGGCGCGGGGGCGGCGGCGGGGUCAGAAAAACGAUAA